CCCAAACAAACAACCCUAGCCUUCCGCGUCGCCCACGCGCGCCUCGCCUCCGCCGCUUUUCUCUCCGCCCCGAAAACAGACUCGCCGCCCCCCCAUCCCAUUGCCGUCCUCCUCGCCGGCCGAUGGCGCUGGAGACGCGGAAGCUCUACGUCGGCGGCCUCCUGCCGUCGGCGCAGCAGGAAGAACUCAAGGAGCACUUCAGCCGCUACGGCGAGGUGCUGUGCGUCCGGGUCGUGCGAGACUGGGAGUCGGACCAGUGCCGCGGCUUCGCGUUCGUCGAGUUUGCCGACGACGAGGGCCCGCGCGCCGCGCUCCACGAGAAGGAGAAGGCAAACCACGUUUUCGGCGGCCGCACGGUGGAUGUUAAACGAGCUCGAAUCAGGCCAAUGCGGUAUGAAAAUGAUUCAUCAUUCUACCAACACACUUCAAAUCAUAGCCCAAUUCAGAGCCCAGUUCACAACCAGUGGUACACUCAGUCUUCUAGUAAUAACUCAUAUGUUGGUAAUGGUCAUAGAAGCUAUGAUGCAAAAAAGGUUUUUGUUGGUGGUCUACGAGGUAACAUCACCAAAGAGCACCUCCAGAGCUAUUUUGAGAAGUUCGGUACUAUAACAGACGUUGUUGUGAUACGUGAGGGGGCUACUCAGAAAUCACGAGGCUUUGGUUUCAUUACAUUUGAUUCAGAGGAGGCAAUGGCAAAGGUCUUGGAGAGUAAAUUCCAUGAUUUGAAUGGAACAAAAGUUGAAACUAAGAUUGCCAUUCCUAAGGAUCAUAGCUACUAUCAGGACGGGCGACAGUAUGGUCCAAUGAUAUGGGAUGGCAACAAUUCUCCCAUUGGCUAUGCUGGAGUAUACCCACCUCAAAUGCAAUAUGUUAUUAAUAAUCACUAUAUGAUACCUAUACCACAAUAUAUGUAUUCACCAGCUGGAGAGUAUGGCUACAUGAUGAAUGGAGGAGGCCCCUUGACAAGGCAGGGUCCACUCUAUACAGGCUAUCCAACACCAGUUGGAUAUGGAUAUAAUUAUAUGAAUACAAAUCGUUUUGGUGCUCAGAUUGUGGAUUCUAGAAGUGGUAACAAAAUGAUUGAAGACAUAACAGAGCAACAACAAGUGGAGCAACAACAAGUGGAUCUACCUGGUACCAAUAAUAUUUCCAAGCAAGAAACUUCAGGCAUUGAUGACCAGGCUACUGUUACAACAUUGUAAUGAUGGACAGCAACUUGUUAUCUGGGAACUCGGCAACUGUGAAGAACUUGAGAUGAAAUUCUUUGGUGACAAUACAUGUGUGGAAACCCUGCGCCUACUUUGGACCUUGUGUACAUUGCAACCGGCAAUAGACCCUCCUGUACCAUGUUUAAACUCUAUGUUACUGCCGUUACAUUUUUCGUGGUGAUGAACCUGUUUUGGAAUUUGUCUGGGUUACACAUGUUACCUGUGCGUGGUUA
Triticum dicoccoides is the source of this 1441-nucleotide messenger RNA. Its product is annotated as RNA-binding protein 1-like. Gene Ontology annotation, biological process: regulation of translation. Gene Ontology annotation, molecular function: mRNA binding. Lineage: Eukaryota; Viridiplantae; Streptophyta; Magnoliopsida; Poales; Poaceae. The transcript is spliced from 3 exons. Bases 123 to 1202 code for a protein of 359 amino acids. The record is from RefSeq and is a predicted model, not a curated record.